GAUGUUGCUGUCCUCUUGGAUAACGAAGCCAUCUAUGAUAUCUGCCGCAGAUCCCUUGAUAUUGAGAGGCCUACCUACACGAACCUCAACAGGUUGAUCUCCCAGAUCAUAUCUUCCUUGACAACAUCUUUGAGGUUUGAUGGAGCCAUCAAUGUGGAUAUCACUGAGUUCCAGACCAACCUUGUCCCCUAUCCCCGUAUCCAUUUCAUGCUGUCGUCCUACGCUCCGGUCAUCUCGGCCGCAAAGGCCUACCAUGAGCAGCUAUCGAUCCCUGAGAUCACUAAUGCUGUGUUUGAGCCAGCUAGCAUGAUGGCCAAGUGUGACCCAAGGCACGGGAAAUACAUGGCCUGCUGUUUGAUGUACCGUGGGGACGUUGUUCCCAAAGAUGUUAAUGCUGCUGUUGGUACUAUUAAGACCAAGAGGACUGUUCAGUUUGUCGACUGGUGCCCUACUGGUUUCAAAUGCGGAAUCAACUACCAGCCUCCAACAGUUGUCCCAGGAGGUGACCUCGCUAAGGUUCAGAGAGCGGUGUGCAUGAUCAGCAACAACACAGCAGUUGCGGAGGUGUUUUCACGGAUCGACCACAAGUUUGAUCUCAUGUACGCGAAGAGGGCCUUUGUUCACUGGUACGUGGGUGAAGGAAUGGAGGAAGGUGAAUUCUCUGAGGCACGUGAAGACUUGGCCGCACUGGAGAAGGACUAUGAAGAGGUGGGUGCUGAAGGUGGAGACGAUGAAGAAGACGAAGGUGAAGACUACUGACCACUUUCUUCUCUC
Molecule: messenger RNA, 774 nt
Organism: Brassica oleracea var. oleracea
Lineage: Eukaryota; Viridiplantae; Streptophyta; Magnoliopsida; Brassicales; Brassicaceae
Product: tubulin alpha-3 chain-like
Exons: 2
Coding region: 208-759 (183 amino acids)
Biological process (GO): microtubule cytoskeleton organization; mitotic cell cycle
Cellular component (GO): cytoplasm; microtubule
Molecular function (GO): GTP binding; structural constituent of cytoskeleton
Source: RefSeq, a predicted model, not a curated record